This is a messenger RNA of Vicia villosa (hairy vetch), 759 nucleotides long. Its product is annotated as phytosulfokines-like. The transcript has 2 exons. Gene Ontology annotation, molecular function: growth factor activity. Gene Ontology annotation, cellular component: extracellular region. Bases 135 to 374 code for a protein of 79 amino acids. The record is from RefSeq and is a predicted model, not a curated record. Gene Ontology annotation, biological process: cell population proliferation. Lineage: Eukaryota; Viridiplantae; Streptophyta; Magnoliopsida; Fabales; Fabaceae.
UUCUUAGGCACUAACGGGACUCUAAAAGUAAAGUAGCCCCCAACAAGACACUAAAUAUCUAUAUAAACGUAUCACAUAGUCAUAUUCUUGCUGCAUUCCAAAGCAAUAGGCAAUUAUAGGAAACAAAUAAUUAAAUGUCGUCUAAAGUUAGUCCCUCUCUUUGCUUGAUAGUGUUCUUCUUCCUCUUCUUAACCUUCACUUAUGCAACAACACUUGGCCCUGUCACCUCAACCAAUACUCAAUAUGAGGUAUUGGAAGAUGGAAAGGUGAACAUAGAAGAGAAUUGUGAGGGUAUUGAAGAAGACGAUUGUUUGAUGCGAAGAACACUUGUGGCUCAUACAGAUUAUAUCUACACACAAAAGCAAAAUCCAUAGGUUUAAAGAUUGUUUUCUACACCUUGUUGUAAUUUUAUGUAUAACCAUAAGUUAUCUUUCAUAUGAACAAUAGUUUUUGACCUUUGAAGAUUUAGAUAUGUUAUGUACUAGUAAUAUGUUUGUUUAGUUUUUUGUGUGUCUAUAUACUAAUUUCUGUAGAUAAGUAUUUUGAUAUAUUUUAAUUUAUACAUAAUUGGAGUUCUUUUUUCUUUUCUUUUUUGGGGGUUGGGGGUAGAAAUGUAUCCAGUUUGAUUAGACAUAUUAAAGUAUAAGCUGUAAAGUUGGGACUUGUUUGGCAUAAAGCCAACAAAAUGGAUCCAAAGUCACUUGUUUUGUAAAGCGAAUAAUAACUUUUGCAGGAGAAAAUAAAGCUAAAAAUUAUUGA